CCCUCGCAUCAACCGCUAACCAUCCUAUCUAUAACCCACUCCCUCCCGACCUCUCCCGAUCUCACGCCAGUACCUGUCGACACCAUGGCUUCCUCGCGAAUCGUCGAGCUGGCGACCCGGAUCAGCGAAAACACCGCGAUAGUGGACGCCUACCUCCGCGAGAACCAGCUUCCAUCCCCCUCGUUCGACGAAGACGGCCCGGUGGACUUCGCCAUCCAGGGCGAGGAGGUGAAGAAGGCACACGAGGAAGCAAUUGCCCUCUCGUGGGAGCUCCACCGGCUCCUGCUGGGCCCCUCCCACUUUCUCCGUCCGGUGCCAAAUGGCCUGAGCCUGCAAGCGAUCUCCAAGCAUGACAUCGCGACCAAAGUCCCGGUGCAUGGCAAGAUCUCCUAUGCGGCGCUGGCCCAGCAAUGCGGGCUGAGCGAGAUCAACACCCGACGGUUUGUGCGGUACGCCAUCGUCCACCAUCGGGUCUUCUGUGAGCCUCAACCGGGGUACGUCGCCCAUUCCGCCGCCUCGCGGCUGCUGGCGGAGGACCCCGUCAUGCGCGAUGUCCUGUCGCAUUAUCUGGAGGAGUGCUUUCCCUCCUUCGCGAUGACCUUGCGGGCGAUUGACCAGUUCCAAGAUAACGGUGAGCCCAACCAAACGGGCUGGAACCUCUACCACGAAACCCCCGACGCCCCAUGGGACUACUAUGAAACCCACCCCGCGAUGGCCCGCCGCUUUGCCAGCACCAUGGCCUACGAGACGGAACGCGAAGGGCGAUCCAGUAACGUCCUGGUGGAGGGGUAUGCCUGGACCUCCCUCCUGGCCGAGACGACGGCGACCACGACGAGCCCACUGGUCGUGGACGUAGGGGGGUCCCGGGGCAAGACCGCGCUGGAGAUUGCGCACGCCCACCCGGAGCUCACGCUGCUGGUGCAGGACCUGCCCUCCAUGAUCGAGGGCGCCCGCGACCAGCUGCCGGCCAUCCCCGCGCGCGAGCGGGUGCAGUUCAUGGCCCACGAUUUCUUCGCCCCGCAGCUGGUCCCGGCCGACGCCUACAUUCUGCGCCAUGUCUUCCACAAUUGGUCGGAUCGCAACGCCGUCCGCAUUCUCCGCGCCUUGGUGCCGAGUCUGCGGCCGGGGGCCCGACUGAUCGUCAAUGAUUACAUCGCGCCCGUGCCCGGAGUCUUGAGUCUCGCCAAGGAGCAACGGCUGAGGGAAAUGGACCUCAUCAUGUUGACCCUCUGCAAUGCAUACGAACGCGAGGAACAAGACUGGAAACGGCUGUUCCAGGAGGCGGAUCCCCGAUUCCACGUUCGAACCAUGUCGGUGCCCAAGGGGGCGACGGAGGGGAUUCUCGAGGUGAUCUGGGAGGGUUGA
Aspergillus japonicus CBS 114.51 is the source of this 1365-nucleotide messenger RNA. RefSeq names its product O-methyltransferase-like protein. Lineage: Eukaryota; Fungi; Ascomycota; Eurotiomycetes; Eurotiales; Aspergillaceae. Bases 85 to 1365 code for a protein of 426 amino acids. The transcript is spliced from 5 exons. The record is from RefSeq and is a predicted model, not a curated record. Gene Ontology annotation, molecular function: O-methyltransferase activity.